AGCUGGCCGAGGAGGAGGAGGAGGAGGGAGGAGGAGGCGGUAACAGCCACAACUCGGAAUUUGCAAGCCAGGGUCGGGAUGGGGUCUGUUUCCAACCAGCAGUUUGCAGGUGCGAAGCCGGGUGAGGAGACGACCGGAGACUCCCCCAAGGCUGAAAACGAAUCCCAACCUCUGCACGGCUCCGGCAUCUGCAAGUGGUUCAACGUCCGCAUGGGUUUCGGCUUCCUCUCCAUGACCGCCAAGGGCGGCGCGACGCUGGACUCGCCCGUCGACGUCUUCGUGCACCAGAGCAAGCUCCACAUGGAGGGUUUCCGCAGCCUGAAGGAGGGCGAAGCUGUCGAGUUCACCUUCAAGAAGUCAUCCAAAGGUUUGGAGUCCAUCCGGGUGACCGGCCCGGGGGGCGUCUUCUGCAUCGGCAGCGAGAGGAGACCCAAGGGCAAGAGCCUCCAGAAACGCAGAUCGAAAGGAGACCGAUGCUACAACUGCGGCGGGCUGGACCACCACGCCAAAGAGUGCAAGCUGCCGCCGCAGCCCAAGAAAUGCCACUUCUGCCAGAGCAUCAGCCACAUGGUCGCCAACUGCCCGGCGAAAGCGCAGCAGUCCCCCAGCUCGCAGGGAAAGCCUGCCUACUUCCGAGAGGAGGAGGACAUGCACAGCUCGCCCCUGCUCCCCGAAACCCGGGAAUGAUGGCAGGCGGCGGCGGGGGCUACCACCGGGACGGAGAGGCUUUGGCAAGGCAACGGGUGGCCACGGGGGCCAGGAGGAGGGAGCGGGGAGGGGAGGCGGCAGCCCCUUUUCCUCCCCGCAGCCCGCUUUUAAUUGGGGUGGCUCCAAAAAUGGUGGGGGGAGCGCUCGGCGCACCUCUUGCAGGGGAAAAAGGAACACGUUUGCUUCGUCUUUAUUCUCCACGAAGCCAGGUACGAGGGUCCCCGGGAGGAGGAGCAGAGAGGCAGCAUCUCAGGGAGGCUCUCGCGGCUCCCUGCUCCCCCUGCCCCGUGCCCGGAGGAGGGAGGGACGAGGGCGGCAGAGCUGGGGGACACCCACGGGCCGGCCCCGCGGCUCCCCCAGCUCCUCGCUCGCAGGUCUCCCCGCUUCCGAACCCCGGAGCUGGGCAGCGGGAAGGCUGCGAGGGCUGCAAGUGCUUAAGCCAGCUGCCGGGGUUUUGCUGGUGGUGUUUCCCUCGGGGAAACUGCAACCCAGCCGGGGCUCCUGCACGUCGGCUCUUCCACGUGGAGCAAACCCACGCAGGGCAUGAAUACUCCUCCUGCCCAUUGCCGUGUGCCAGAAACCGAUGGCCCCUGGGCUCAGCCUGCCCAGGGACAGAGGGAAAAGGGGACCAGGGUGUCAGCAGCUGCUCUCGUCCCUCCCCGCCGCCCCCCGGCCUUGCCUUUAUUUAUUGGCCCCGGUGACAAUGAAUUUUAUAAUUUUAUUCUCCCGGGGCCGGCCGCCCCCUGCCCGUGCCGAAGCCAACACCAAGUGAAAGCUGCACUAGGAUGUGCGUGGAUGACGUAUCUUUGGGUUUGUUUGUCGUCUUUUUUUUUUUUUUUUUUAAUAUAAAUAUUCUGUUUUUUGUAUUUUUGUAUAUUUUAAUCUUUAAGAAAAAGGAAAAAAAAAAAAAAAAAAAUGAGAGAGAGAGAGAAAGGACCUAAUUCCUGCAACUUAUUCUCAGGUAUUCGAGCAAUCUCAGGGAUAAAAUGCCUCUGUAGCCCCGUGCUGGACAGAGAGGAGGGUUUUUUCCUAACAGCACAAAGAUGUGACAAAGUUUGUAUUGGAAGCGUAGAUCUACCUCACUGGAUGUUCGCUAGGUGGACUCGACGUGUUGUUGAGCUUUUUGGUUGUGUUUUAUUUUUUAUUUUUUUGGUAUGUUUGGGUUUUGUUUUCUUUUUAACUGUAUUUGAAUAGUCUCUUUCCCUUCCCUGCUGGACUGAGGAGGAAUUGGGGUCUGUCGAUCUGUGCGCAGGGAUGGAGAAGCCAGGCAGUGCAGGGGCAGGGAGCAGCUGCUAGAGCCCAGUGUUGGCUCCCCAACUCCAGAUUUUCUCCCAGCCUGGUGGCUUUUGAGGACUGUCCUCCACUUCCCUCUCCUGUUUACAUCCCCCUCCCCGCCGUCCCGAUGGGAACGCUCCUGUCUGCCCCGGGCCAGAGUCCCCCUUGUCACCUGCAGGCUGGGACGUCAAACAGGCUCCCAGCAGGCUGGUGACACGGGUCUGGGGACCAGAAAGCCAGGGUGGGGGUCCCAGGGCAACGUGGUGAGAGCUGACAGCAGCCAGGGAGGGUGUUGAGAGACCGAGCGUUGUCCCUGACUCCCUGCCCUCGCUCGUCCCCAAACUGGGACCUGCUGGGACAAGGGACCUGGUGCCAAGUUCUGGCACGGGAGGUGCAACGGCUCCGUCUGCUCCCUUCCUGGCUUCCCCCAAAUGUCAGCUCGUGAUGGUUGGGGAAGCUCUGGAUCCCUGCUUUCAGGCCAUUGACACUCCACUCCAAAACCCCGGGGCUGGCCGGAGCCUUCCCAGGGAGGGCAUCUUGCUGUGCUGGCAUCUCAGGAUGCGAGCACGGUUCCCACUGUUCUUUAGGUAGCGAUAGGUUUAGAUGUGGAGCAGGGCUGGACCAGGUGGAGAGGAUCUCCUCCAACCUCGCCAGCAGGAAUCACCACAGGGACUUGCCGAGGCUGCCAGAGCCUGGCGUUCCCUCCGAAGCUUUGCUCAGCCCCAAAUCCACCCCCUGCUCCCGAGGCUUGCGGGGAUGGAGAGCGGCUCCCAGCUGAGCCUGCCCUGCUCCAGUAGUUCCUAUGGUGAGGUGGUGGUCUCUUCUUGGGAGGGUGGGGGAAGGACCUCGAGUUCUCGACUAGCGAUGGGACCUAGACAAAGCCACUUCAGGGAAACCGCUUUUGUCUGAACGGGGUGAAUGCAAUAGGGCGCACCAGGCUGCGCAGUCUAACCCUGGGCUUCGGUCCCGCUGCGGGGGCUGCUGGCCCUCCCGUGGCACCUUGGUGGUGCCGGGGAAACGGCUGCCCCCCGGGUCUUGUAUCUGUCUUGAAGAAUCGUGUAGGAUCUUUCCCCCUCGCCCCCCAGUUUAAUGGUUUUGGUGAUUUUUCUGCUAGAUGCCUAGUACGUGUAAAUAUCUCUGUAAAUCUUUCCACUUUCUCUCAGUAUUCUUGAUUAUUGUUUACAAAAGUAACAAGAAAAAAAAAAAGAAAAAAAAAAUGAAAAAAAAAAAA
This is a messenger RNA of Anas platyrhynchos (mallard), 3214 nucleotides long. It is a transcript of the gene LIN28A, whose product is annotated as lin-28 homolog A. The record is from RefSeq and is a predicted model, not a curated record. NCBI's taxonomy places the organism in Eukaryota, Metazoa, Chordata, Aves, Anseriformes, Anatidae. Gene Ontology annotation, molecular function: zinc ion binding; mRNA binding. Gene Ontology annotation, biological process: pre-miRNA processing. Gene Ontology annotation, cellular component: cytoplasm; nucleus.